AUGGAGUCCAGGACAGCGACGGCAGAGCCGUCUAGCAAGCGACCUCGAUCGCCGUCCGGCGAUUUCCCUCCCAUCGCUUCUAAAGUCCCCAAAACACAUUCGAACCACCUGCAGAUCAACUACUUGGCGCGUCAGUAUCCGGAUAAUCUCCCACUGGUCUCCAUCGAUGAUACGAUGCCCGCGAUCAUACACCUGAUCGGUGAAUAUGACGGAGUUCUCCAUCGCCACGAGAGUAUCGCUGGAAAUUUGGGUGCAUGCCCUUUGGGACCCAUUCUGAUCAAACGCUUUGAGCGCCUUUUCGAUGGCCCUCCCCGCGUGCUCAAAUCGCACGGCAAAGACUCUCCCAACAUCACCUGGCUGGACGUAGUGGAGUUCGCCAAGAACAAGCCUGAGCAGUUCAAUCUGGAGAAGACCCGCAAUGGUGUGCGAGUCUGUCAAUUCUACACCAAGCAGUGUCGGGUGGAGAUCAGCGAAGAAGACUUCGUGCUGAUUGCGUCGGGAAUGCCGCAGAAAAUGAUCCCCCCGCAGCCGAUUAUCGAGGAUGAGGAGAAGGAGUUAGGCGCGUUAGAGAUUUUGGAGAAAAACCUCCAACAGAUUAUUCAGGUCGCAGACCAAGGUGAGUUUCCAGGCAAAGCGAUGUGUAUAUCUGCCGGUGCUAACCGCUCGCCUCGUCUAGUGUCCGCGCGAGCGAGACAACUUAAUCAUCGUCUCAAAAACCGAAGAACAGCGAUUGUCACCCGCCGAGAGAAUGAUCUAUCUCUUCAUUCGCAGUCGCAGUCGCAGUCGCAGUCGCAGCAGCAACAGCAACAGCAUCGCUCCAUCAGCCCUGUUUGGCGCGACGCCAAUGGAAGUCAGCAUCCGCUGAACGGCAGCAGUCACUCGAACACCGGGUCUCCCUCCACCGGCUUCGUUGCGGUUAACACCGGCCGGCCCGGUGGGGAACCUACAACUGAAGAUAAUGCGCUGUCUCAACAAUUCAUGUUCUCGCACUCCAACACAGAUAAUGUCACCAUUAUCAAUGGGACCUCCAUCAAAGGCGCAUCUCCGACAACGCGCGCGGAGCUGAUGAAGAAGUUCUUCACUACCCAAGACCGACAAUCUCGCAGCUAUGAAGAAGGAACUGGGUCUCAAAACCGCCAGUCAUCCCGGCCACGGCCACGGGCGUCGGAUGCGACAGAGUACAAUAUGUACACCCCCACCGCGGCCACAGUUGCCAUCCCCAACACGCCAUCAUCGCUACUUCCUCCGCCCAAGUCCCACCACCAUGAGAAGGACGACGGCGGCCCGUUCAAGAUGGAGAUGGUUGCCCGCAUGGAGGAGCUGCAACGCGGCGAACGCAUACUGCCCCCAUGUGAUCGGUGUCGUCGCCUCCACAUGGAUUGCUUGAAGAACCUUACAGCAUGCAUGGGCUGCACGAAAAAGCAUGCCAAGUGUUCUUGGAAGGAUGUCAAAGCGGAGGAGCUACAGGAGUCCCGUGAGCCCCGUGAGCCCCGUGAGCCACGCCCUGAUCCAAUGGCACGGGAGCGACCGGAGAGUUUGACCCCGAAAGAGUCCUUGCCGACGACCACAGCACCGGCACCGAUGGCGCCAUCUAUAUCUUCCGUGCCCACGCCCCCUUCAGCUGCAGUGGUGCCCGAAAUCGAUCGUCACCGAGAGAUUGAGUACAACGUGCGCAGGGAGUCCGCUCCGACAGCGGGCCCCAUACCUGGGACUCCACUCGGCAAGGAGCCGUCGCCCCGCCGGGCGAUGAGUGAGAUCCGAGGCGGCUCCUUAAGUCAUGACCGGCAUAUCGGUAUCAACCGCAAUACCAACCCAGCCGCCGAGGAUGAUGACCCAGAUGCCAACCAACGGCUGAUGCAGGCGAUCCUCGACACGGUUGACCACCACGCGCGGGCCGCAGCCGCGGCGAAAGAGGGCGGACAACCGAUGACUGAGCGUGAACGCGAGCAAGAACGAGACCGAGACCGGAAACUGGUGAAAGCUUAG
Messenger RNA from Aspergillus oryzae RIB40, 1986 nucleotides. RefSeq names its product Zn(II)2Cys6 transcription factor domain-containing protein. The record is from RefSeq and is a predicted model, not a curated record. Gene Ontology annotation, molecular function: zinc ion binding; DNA-binding transcription factor activity, RNA polymerase II-specific. Gene Ontology annotation, biological process: regulation of DNA-templated transcription. NCBI's taxonomy places the organism in Eukaryota, Fungi, Ascomycota, Eurotiomycetes, Eurotiales, Aspergillaceae. The coding region runs from base 1 to 1986 and encodes 661 amino acids. The transcript has a single exon.